GGCACCAAAAGCAAAACAUCAUGAAAUACGUGCUUGUGUCUGGCGGCGUCAUCAGCGGCGUGGGGAAGGGUAUCAUAGGUAAGCUCUUGUGACGUGCGCGAGAAAUCUCACGCGAGUUCGAGUCUGCAGGGCUUUUGUGGUCUAUGCAGAGCACAUCAUCCUCUCUAGGAUCAUGGCUCUUAGAGCGUUGCCGAACUGCACCACUGCACAGCAACUUAUGCACAGGAAUCUUCGUUUUAUGUACCGCUGCUAAUUGACGCGUCACAGCCUCGUCUACGGGCCUCUUGCUCAAGACGAUCGGUCUCAAGGUCUCGUCGAUCAAGGUCGACCCAUACCUCAAUGUAGAUGCAGGGACUAUGAACCCGAAGGAGCAUGGCGAAGUGUUCGUCCUCUCCGAUGGCGGCGAAGUUGACCUCGAUCUCGGUAACUACGAGCGCUACCUCAACAUCACCCUCACACGCGACAACAACAUCACCACCGGCAAGAUCUACCAGCACGUCAUCGAACGGGAGCGCAAGGGCGACUAUCUGGGUAAAACCGUUCAAGUCGUCCCACACAUCACCGAUGCGAUUCAGGACUGGAUCGAGAAAGUCGCGCGGAUACCCGUCGAUGACUCAGGCGAGGAGCCUGACGUCUGCAUAAUCGAGUUGGGAGGUACUGUGGGUGAUAUUGAGAGCAUGCCCUUCAUCGAGGCUAUGAGCCAGCUCAGGAGACGCGCGGGCAAGAACAACUUUAUGCAGAUUCACGUCUCGUAUGUGCCUGUUAUUCACGGCGAGCAGAAGACGAAGCCUACGCAGCAGGCCAUCAAGGCGGUGAGGAGUAACGGUCUGAUCCCGGAUCUGAUUGCCUGCCGUUGCGAACGCGAACUCGAAGCCUCUGCGGUCGAGAAGAUUGCCCACUUCUGCCAGGUCGAAAACGAACAAGUCCUGGUUGUGCGUGACAUGCCGUCCAUCUACCAAGUACCCAUGCUUCUCGAGCAACAGAGAUUGAUCCCCAUGGUCCGCCAGUUCCUUGCUCUUGAGCAGACCUCUAUCUCGCCCUCAAUGCUGCAGAAGGGCAACCAUAUCUGGGCGCAAUGGCAGUCGCUUACAGGCCACGACAGUCGCUUUCACGACCCGGUGACGAUUGCACUGGUCGGAAAGUACGUUGAACUCCAGGACUCGUAUUUGUCAGUCGUCAAGUCGUUGGAACACGCCACGAUGCGAUGCAGGAGGAAACUGGACAUUCGCUGGGUUGAUUCAGAUCACCUGGAGCCUAAGUGUCAAAAGACAGACCCUGAAAAGUACCACAAGGCUUGGCAUGAGGUUGUCAAGGCAUCUGGUAUCCUUGUGCCUGGCGGUUUCGGUCAGCGUGCCACAGAGGGUAUGAUCUCGGCAGCUACUUGGGCGCGUGAGCACAAGAAGCCAUAUCUUGGUGUCUGUCUAGGCAUGCAAAUCGCCGUCAUUGAGUACGCUCGCAACGUUUGUGGUAUCAAGGACGCAACUUCCGAGGAGUUCAACGGCGAUGCCCAGAACAAGCUCAUCAUGUUCAUGCCGGAGGUCGACAAGACGACCAUGGGCGCAUCGAUGCGUCUGGGUCUCCGACCGACUCUCUUCCAGCCGGGUAGCGAGUGGUCUAAGCUCCGCGCUCUAUACGCUGGCAAGGAAGAGAUUCUUGAACGUCACCGUCACCGCUACGAAGUCAACCCCGACUACAUCGAGACGCUCGAAAAGGGUGGCUUGAGCUUCGUCGGCAAAGACGACGCUGGUGUACGUAUGGAGGUUAUUGAAAUCAAGGACCACCCCUGGUUCGUUGGUGUCCAAUUCCACCCGGAAUACCUCUCCCGCGUCUUGGACCCAAGCAGGCCUUACUUGGGCUUCGUCGCUGCCAGUGCCGGUAUGCUUGAAGAGAUCACUCGUGACUAUCAGAGUGGUGCGGCGAACGGCCUCAGUGCGGAAGGUAUCGCCAAUGGUGUGAAUGACAUGAAGAUCAAUGGCGAUGCGAGCUUUUAGGUGCAACCUCGCAUUUGUCUGUCAUCAGGCCAGGUACCACUCUGCUGAGCAGGUAUAUCAGCAGCGACGGAGAACUGGAAGAACGUAACUGAAGUAGUGAUCAGUUGGGCUUGGAUGAUUUGCUUUUGGAGUUAAGAAAUUUGGGUUCAAUGGAAAGGCUUAUGUAGUUACGGAAGAAGCAGUAACUGGCGAUAGACGAUAUUGACGUGGCAUAUGCAUAUGAUACCUAGGAAGUAAAAGAGGCAACAUUCUGAAUGUAGACCAUCAUUACCAAU
Alternaria alternata is the source of this 2266-nucleotide messenger RNA. RefSeq names its product CTP synthase-like protein. The record is from RefSeq and is a predicted model, not a curated record. Lineage: Eukaryota; Fungi; Ascomycota; Dothideomycetes; Pleosporales; Pleosporaceae. Gene Ontology annotation, biological process: pyrimidine nucleobase biosynthetic process; CTP biosynthetic process. The transcript is spliced from 5 exons. Gene Ontology annotation, molecular function: identical protein binding; CTP synthase activity. The coding region runs from base 357 to 1991 and encodes 544 amino acids. Gene Ontology annotation, cellular component: cytoplasm; cytoophidium.